Molecule: messenger RNA, 2700 nt
Organism: Boleophthalmus pectinirostris (great blue-spotted mudskipper)
Lineage: Eukaryota; Metazoa; Chordata; Actinopteri; Gobiiformes; Gobiidae
Product: RNA-binding protein Nova-1-like
Exons: 4
Coding region: 714-2219 (501 amino acids)
Biological process (GO): mRNA splicing, via spliceosome; regulation of alternative mRNA splicing, via spliceosome
Cellular component (GO): nucleus; cytoplasm
Molecular function (GO): mRNA binding
Source: RefSeq, a predicted model, not a curated record
AUCUCAGUGUCUUGCCUUAAUUACAGAAGUAUAACUCAUCUGUUAAAAGGAUCCAUCAAAAUGCCAAUACAACUUGAGUGACAGCUUUAGAAGUCCGUUAUAGUUCCUCGUUUGAUUGUUAGCUGCUCAGGCAUGACAGGAGGCUGGUCUUUUUUCGUGCUGGCCCCGUGUUUUGGCCGGUCAGUGGCACUGUAGUCCUCUGCGCUGCUCCCAAACUAUAUUUCUCCCCUCUGGAACUACAAAAGCAACAAUAACAACAGCUGCACUUAUCAGACUGAGGACUUUUGCACAGAUGAACAUGGCGUAAAGAUGACUUGAGCCAAUCUUUCACAGUUUCUUCGACCGGAGCUUAUUAUUUGCACUUGUUUGAUGGCCAAUCGUCUCCCGGAUUGUUCCGCGUCAACAAUAAGGAGCAUGGUGUUGGAACGACGAAGAGCGCGGUGAAGGAGCGCGUCUCACUCAAUGGGCUUUUUAUAUUUAGCUCUGUGAGGGACGUGGAUCAGUAGAAAGAAGAGACCCGAGCCCGGUGUUGUCUGGCAUUUUGAUCCCUUGGAGAUCGUCUCAAGAGCGAAACAAACCUAGCAGAACUUGGCUUCGCGGUGCGCGCUAUCGGGCUAUGUGGUGCUGAAGGCGGUGUGUGUGCCUGCGUGUUUGUGUUCAGGGUGUUUGAGGGGAAAUAGCGCAUUUUUAUUUCGAGCUUGGCGCGGGGAAAGAUGAUGAUGGCCGGUGGUGGCGGAGCAGCCGUGGACCAUAACGGAAUAUACUCCAACCCGAACCUCCACAGCCUGCAGCAGCCGCACAUGGAGGCGGACAACGCGGACUCCCGCAAACGGCCCCUGGAAACUCCGGCGGAGGAGGCCGGCUGUACCAAACGCACCAACACCGGAGAGGAGGGUGAGUACUUCCUGAAGGUGCUGAUCCCCAGCUAUGCAGCCGGCUCUAUAAUUGGCAAAGGCGGCCAGACCAUCGUACAACUGCAGAAAGAGACGGGUGCCACAAUUAAGCUGUCCAAAUCCAAAGACUUCUAUCCAGGAACAACAGAACGAGUCUGUCUGAUCCAGGGGACAGUUGAAGCCCUCAAUGGCGUCCACAACUUUAUCGCAGAGAAAGUGCGAGAGAUGCCCCAGAGCGCCCAGAAACCAGAGCCCGUCAGUAUCCUGCAGCCCCAAACUACAGUCAACCCGGACCGCGUCAAACAGGCUAAAUUGAUAGUGCCCAACAGCACUGCAGGGCUCAUCAUUGGCAAAGGGGGAGCUACGGUGAAGGCGGUGAUGGAGCAGUCUGGAGCCUGGGUGCAGCUCUCUCAGAAGCCCGAGGGCAUCAACCUCCAGGAGCGAGUGGUGACCAUCAGCGGGGAGCCUGAGCAGAACCGCAAAGCUGUGGAAAUCAUCGUCCAGAAGAUCCAAGAAGACCCCCAGAGCAGCAGCUGCCUCAACAUCAGCUACUCCAACGUGUCCGGCCCCGUGGCCAACUCCAACCCCACAGGCUCUCCCUACGCCAACACGGCCGAGGUCCUGCCCAACGCCGCCGCCGCUGCCGCCACUGCCUCCAGUCUGCUGGGCCAGGCCGGUUUGACCGGGAUGGGCGCCUUCCCUGCCGCUAUGUCCAGUUUCUCUGGUAACGACCUUCUGGCCAUCACGUCAGCCCUCAACACUCUGGCCAGCUACGGCUACAACACCAACACCCUAGGCCUCGGCCUCAACCCGGCCGCUGCCUCGGGCGUCCUGGCGGCAGUAGCGGCCAGCGCUAACCCUGCGGCCGCUGCGGCCGCUAAUCUGUUAGCUUCCUAUGCUAGUGACGCAUCCAGCAGUGCAGGCCACCCCGCCACGGGCCUGGGGGGCUUCUCUCUAGGCUCUCUUGCUGCUGCUACUGGGGCUUCCAACGGGUACCUGAAUGCCUCCUCCCCCCUCAUGGCCUCCUCCCUGCUGGCCACAGAGAAGCUGGCUGAUGGGGCCAAGGACGUGGUAGAGAUCGCUGUGCCCGAGAAUCUGGUGGGUGCCAUUUUGGGAAAAGGAGGGAAAACGCUAGUUGAGUACCAAGAGCUCACAGGAGCUCGAAUCCAGAUCUCCAAAAAAGGGGAAUUCAUUCCUGGUACUCGGAACCGUAAAGUUACCAUUACAGGGUCGCCUGCCGCUACACAAGCAGCGCAGUAUCUGAUUAGCCAGAGGAUCACGUACGAGCAGGGCGUACGCGCUACCAACCCACAGAAGGUGGGCUAAAGCUACAGAAGAGGAAGAAGGAAAGGAUGAAGACAGAGACAGAGGGAAAUGAGAGGUUCACAAUGAAUAGAAAAAGAAUCGUCCAAUUAUCUGUUUAAUAUUUCAGUAUCAAAUGAGAGAAUCACUAAGGAGGAGGUGGGGGAGACAACCAAGAUAAGUGUGUGUGAUAUGUGAAUGUGCUUUUAGGACUGACGUCCUGCUGUUUUAUAAAGUUUGUGUCGAGUCUUUUUGACGAUGGAGAUCAGAGUAAGCUGAACUGGUCCACUGCCAAGCUGCAGAUUUAAGGGGGAGGCGGCAGCGCCUCACCCCGCUCCAAACCUCAUAGCUCUUUGAUUUUCUUUGUUUUUGUGAGUUUUGUUGACUUAGGUUUUUCAUUUUGGUUACAAACCUCGGCUCCCGGUGAGUUGAGCUGGUCGAGCUGUUUAUCAAACCUGGCUCUCUGUGUACAAUGCGCUGCGUUGUCUACAGGAGAGAGGUUUUU